Molecule: messenger RNA, 2332 nt
Organism: Symsagittifera roscoffensis
Lineage: Eukaryota; Metazoa; Xenacoelomorpha; Acoela; Convolutidae
Product: activating signal cointegrator 1-like
Exons: 4
Coding region: 36-1850 (604 amino acids)
Biological process (GO): positive regulation of DNA-templated transcription
Cellular component (GO): nucleus
Molecular function (GO): zinc ion binding; transcription coactivator activity
Source: RefSeq, a predicted model, not a curated record
CACAAUAUACUCGAACAAAUAUUAUUAGAUCUUUUAUGGCUCCUGCUCCUGCUAGCGAAACGCAUAAGUGGUGCUUGGAUUCGCUGGAGAAAUUUACGGGAUAUGCUACCAGUAAUGAUGUCGUGAACUAUAUUCUCUCAAUAACCGAUGAAGAAGAGCUGAGGGACUUUUUAAAUGGUAUUCUUGCGCCUCUGAAUGCCGAAAAGCGAUCAUUUAUGGACGAACUUGUGAAAAAGAUUAAUUUUUCUCACCGUCAAAAGCAGCAAGACGCUGGACUCAGUGUUGAGUCUUAUCGAUUAUAUCAAAAACCUCAGAUAGUCGAGGAAACUUUUGAUAAACAGAAAAACAAAAAGAGUACGAGAAAUAAAAGGAACCAACAAGAUGCGAGACAAAUUGAUUCUAAUCGAGCUGAAGAUGAGCUCGUUCAAAAAGAACCGAACAAAGGACCUAAAUAUGUGCCUCUUUUUGAUCCAAGUGGGAAACAAAGUGUUAUUUUGCUCCCUGGACGACACGAAUGCGACUGCCAAGCAACGAGGCACAAGUUAAUCAGAAACUGUCUUUCUUGUGGGAGAAUUGUUUGCGAGCAAGAACGGGCGGGUCCUUGUUUGUUUUGUGGAGACUUUGUGGCAACCAGAGAAGAAAUGGAAGUGAUGAAACGAGUUUCACAAAAAGGCAAAAAGAUAUACGAAAAAAUAAUGCGCGUUCAUAACACCUAUCUGCAAAGCCAAGAUUUUGACCCAGUUAGUCCCGAGUUGCCAGAAACUGGACCGCCAAUUGGUGGUUUCAGAAAAGAUUCAAGGAUCGGUGUAAAUCCAAAACAGUCCGAAACAUUGCAAUCCAUUACAGCUUCUCUUCGAGAUACGAGAUUAGACCAGGAAGAUGAGAAAUCUCUCAGUCAAGAAAGCAAAGCAGUGGAUUUUAAAAACAGAUUGCUGAAUUAUGACCGAACAUCUUCAAAACGAACACAAGUAAUCGACGAUGAAAGCGAUUAUUUUGGGGCAGAUUUAUGGCAGUCGCCUGAAGAAAGAAUUCGGUUACAAGAACAGGAAAAGAGGCUUCGUGAACAGAAAAAGAUAGACGAGAGGAAGCGUACCGUUACCAUAGAUGUCAUGGGAAAGAAAGUUUUGGAAUCUGUGAACAACCUAUCUGUUUACGAGCGUGCAAAAAUGGAAGACGAGGCAUCGAAAAUUGCCAAAAAAUCAUUUGAAGCUCGUGAAUCUCAGUUACUGUCAGCUAGCUCAUUUCCAAUAGUUGAUUCCAGAGGAUGCAUCCAAGCGCCAACAUUUGUGCAGACGGAAUUCAGUGAUGACACUUUGAAACAAAACUAUCUACAAGCGGCGAAAGACAAUCUGUCCAAAGGCCUGAAACUUCAGGAUAGCUUCUUGCAAGAAAUGACAGAUCAAGGACUGUGUCUGUCAAUGCACCAGCCGUGGGCGUCUCUGUUAGUAGCCGGAAUCAAGAGAUUCGAAGGAAGAGACUGGUACACUACACACAGAGGCAGACUGUGGAUUGCAUCUACUGCCAAAGCAUGUCCACGUGAAGAGAUUGAUCAACUGGAACAGACGUAUAAGAUACUGAGGAAUGAUGACCAGAUAACUUUCCCCGUUGACUACCCCACUGGAUGUCUACUGGGCUGUGUGGAUGUCAUAGAUUGUCUCACUCAAGAACAAUACAUGCAACAGUUCUCCUUCUCCUCAGAGAGUGGUAUAGAAUGCAGCGAUUCUUCCUACGUGUGGGUGUGUGAGAAUCCACACGAACUCCACUUCAAAUUCCCUGUGAUUGGACAGCCCAAAAUAUGGAAGCUGGAGGCGGAGAAACACAAAGCGGCCAAGAAAACUUUAAAGUUUUAAAGUUACGAUGGGAAUUACUGAUAAUAUGGACGCAGUUAUUUCAAUUUGUUGAAUACUUUUGAAGAAAUCUGGGUCAUAUCAAAAAACGGCAAUAAAACGGGUGAUGCUCUGACCUAACGAGAAAUUUAUGUUGCCGGAAAAUCCAAUCCAAAUUAUUCUGUCUGUCCAAUCCAAAUCAUUCUCGGUUAAUUAAGAGUCGAUGAACGUAGUUUAGACUCUUACAUAGGUAUCGAUGAUUUUUUUUUUCGUUUUUUUAGGAACAAUCUUCAAACUUGUUCAGGCUCAAAUUUUCUCAUGAAUUUUUCCCUAAAAGCCUCAAAAGGAAGGCAAACUCCACUAUCCAACAGCGAAAGUGUAAAGGUUACGAUAAACGUGAUCGAUUUCUACUUUCUAAAGUGGAGUUUAAUUAUUGAACUUCCCUUCAAAAUGUAAAUUUUACCUAUUGAUCCAGUUUUCUCAAAUUGGGUUAAUUUUAUCAAAAA